CCAUCCCCCACGACACCGCUCACCAUGUCUCAAAGCAUGGCGCAGGCAAAGAAGUACGAGGACUUGCCCGACAUUGACAAAGCCCCAGACAUCUACGAGACGCCCGAGCUCACCGAGAACACCACACUGCCCAGCUCCACGGCCCGCAGCGAGUCGCAGGCCUCGUCGUACGACGACCAGUCCGAGGAUGACACGUCAGGCAUCGACCGUCGCCGGCUGACGGUCGACGAAGCCCGUGGCCACUUCCGCCCCUCGCGCGUCGACGCGCGCGGCGUCGACUUCUCAGACCGCAUACGCCGCCAGCGCCGCUCGUACCGCACCUCGCAGGCGCGCAGCAAGCGGCGCGGCAGCGGCUUGGACGACGACGACGAGGUGGGACUCGGCGACUUCAGCGACGACGAGGACGAGAGCCUCGAGCGCAAGCUGGCGCGCCUGCGCCGCGAGGUCGAGGAGGUCAAGCAUGAGUACGGGCAGCGCCGCGAGCGCGAAAAGGCUGCGGGCGAAGCGGCCGACGAGGAGGCUGCUGAAGACCCUGUUGAGGGCAUUGCGAAGCUUAGUGAUAUGCUCGAUGAGGUCUAUGUCCAGCGCCAGGGCGGCGUCAAGGGCGCCGAGGCCCAGUUCCAGCGCACGCUGAAGCGCUUUGCAAAGACUGAUACGCCCAGUCCUGCUGCACCCGCUCCAGAGCAACAGCAGCAGCAGCAGCAGUUGGAGGGAGAAGAGGGAGCAGAACAACAGCAGCAGGCCGAGCACCCGCCGCCGCAGCAGCAGCAACAACCCCCACCGCCGCCCGCCCCAGCCGCACUGCCCGCCCCCGCCGUCCUCUCGCAAGAAACCGCGCAAGCGCUCAGCAAAACCGCAGACUUCGACGCGCGCCUCGCGUCGCUCGAAAAAGCCCUCGGCCUCAACGCAACCAACAUGCCGGACCUGGCCGCCACGCCUCCGCGCAGCAUCCUGCACGCCCUCGACGCGCUCGAGCGCCAGCUGACAACCAUCGCCGACGUGUCGAGCAACAGCCUGGACUCGGCGACGCGGCGCGUGCAGAAGCUGACGCAGGAGGCCGAGCGGCUCGACGAGCUGCGGCGCGCGGCCAAGGCCGCCGCGGGCGAGGCCGGCCCCGCCGGCCCCAUAUCCCCUGGGUUCGCGCACCUGCGCUCGCGCAGCUCCAUCUCGCCUGGGGGUCCGCUAGCCACGGGACCGCUGCCCUCGCCGGGCGCGCCGGGCGACAUGAUGGCGCAGCAGCAGCAGCAGCAGCAGCAGCAGCAGCAGCAACAACAACAACAACAACAACACCAACAACACCAAGGCGGCGCCAUCUCCCCCGGCGCAGACCCGAACCAGCUUCACCCGCCCCCACACGGCCAACAAAGCAGCCAACAGCCCGGCUCGCCCGGCGCGCCAGGCCAGCACCAACACCAGCCCAGCUACCUCGACGACCCCGAGCGCGUCGCCAAGAUCAACGCGCUGUACGGGACGCUGCACACGAUCGAGACGCUGGCGCCGUCGCUACCGCUGGUGCUGGAGCGGCUGCGCUCGCUGCGCCUGAUCCACGUCGGGGCGGGGACGGCGAGCGCGACGCUCGAGGAGCUGGAGAAGCGGCAGGCGGAGAUGGACGACGAGUUGCGGGCUUGGCGGGGGGCGUUGGAGGGGGUGGAGACGCAGCUGCGGGAGGGGGAGGACAAGGUUGCGGGGAAUGUGAGGGUGGUGGGGGAGUGGGUGCGGGAUUUGGAGGCAAGGAUUCAGCGGUUUGGUUGA
Molecule: messenger RNA, 1752 nt
Organism: Aplosporella prunicola CBS 121167
Lineage: Eukaryota; Fungi; Ascomycota; Dothideomycetes; Botryosphaeriales; Aplosporellaceae
Exons: 3
Coding region: 25-1752 (575 amino acids)
Biological process (GO): mitotic spindle organization
Cellular component (GO): dynactin complex; cytoplasm
Source: RefSeq, a predicted model, not a curated record